Messenger RNA from Cylicocyclus nassatus, 501 nucleotides. The record is from the annotation of a GenBank genome assembly. NCBI's taxonomy places the organism in Eukaryota, Metazoa, Nematoda, Chromadorea, Rhabditida, Strongylidae.
AUGUGCGAUACUGAUAGGUUGUGUCAGCCUGAACCAGGGAGUACGACAACGCAAGAGAGCACUGACGACGACGAUCAUGGAUAUCAUACCCCAAAAAAUAUUUUCAACGCUGAAGUGUCACGGAUAUCUCAAAUGCAUCUCUCUUACAUAGAACAACAGAACAGUCCCCAAUCAGAUGCUGAUGGGGAGGAAGAGAAUCCAUAUUCAACUAUCAAAAAAUGUCCACUUAGAACGUCUUUAUCGAAAAAUCUAGAAUCUCUCAUACAGAAAAAUGCGUUAGCUGCCGAACAGAAUCCGCAGAAAUCACGGUCGGUUUUUUAUAAGGACCUCAGCAUGGACAACAUGCUACGGGAGUUAGAACAUACAACUCUGACGAAAAAAUUGCAGCUGUUGGAUAGGCUAAAAGAAUUUGAUCAUGUUGACAUAGCAUUAUUUAUUUCGUUUGUGUUGUUGAUAAUAUUUGGGUUUUUUGGUUUCUUUAUUCUACUCAAUGAAUUUUGA